GGACUCACAUCAUUAUAUCUUGUGAUAGAAGCGAUGGAUGAAAAAGACAUGAAAGAUUUUGACAGAUCCAGGAAGAUUGAAGCCGAUCCCAUUAUCGAAAUGCCAGAUUAUGGGGCCUCUUUUCCUACGAAGGGGAAUUCGAACAAAGCGGAGGACAUUAUUGUGGAUCAUGAAGACACUGCAGUUGCCACCCCUCGCUUCUUGGGAAGGGUCUUUGAUGGGGCCAUCGUUAAGGAUUAUCAAAAAGUCGACUCUGUCAACCCACCAAACAAUCUCACUAGCGAGGACAUGAAGCCCCCAACUCUUGGCUCUGAGGCUCAACUCAGUGCAACACAGGGGCCGAGUGUUUCAGUGGAUCGAAAGCAAAAGAAGAACGACACUGCCAUCUUACCUGAGGAUUUCUUUUCCAAGAACCAGGGGCCUGUAACUUCGGCUUUGACCUCACGUUCAGCAGCCCACUGGGACUCAAGCAGUGCGAUGAACGGAAAGCAGCAGGACACUGAUAAUGCCCGCUUAUCAAGAGAUUUUGAUUUACAGAAAGUGAAAUCCGCGUCAUCCACUCCCACUUCUCACUCUAAGCCCAUUCACGAUCUAGAGGCUGGAGUGCACGGAAGCCAGGGACGCGUUUAUGCUGACCAUCAGCGAAAAGAUAUUUCUCACAAUCCAGCUGAGCCAGCCACACCCGCUUCUGCCUCCAGAUCUGACCCCCGUCUGGAACCACGAACUGAGCUGUACAGAGAACAGUCGCAUGCCGGCCCUGUCCUCCAACCAGCUUUCCUCUCUGCCAGGAAAGAGAACCUCGCGACCUCUAACCGUGUCCCUCAUUUGACCAUCUCCCAGGGUAUCAAGGCCGCAUCCAUGUCGCAACCACCGGACGGUGCGUUUGCUCCACCAUCGCACCCUAUGGGGCUUCAAGCUCCGACUGGUCCAUUGUCCUGGGAUGGCCAUGAGGCAGCGCUCAGGGCACUCGCACUCGCAGGUGGGCUCCAUGAGCAGGGGCGACUACAGGCUCUCGCCGAGGAGGAUCACAACGAAUCGAAUGGACCAGCUUUCAUACCACCCCCUGUAAAUGAUGGUACCGGUCGCGCAACCGCGUUAGGACAUGCCCUCCGUGCAUAUCUAUACGGUGAUUACGAGAACCCAUAUCGGCUCAUUGGCGACGGCAGUGGUAUCCCACCUGACGCACGAAAGGUGACCCCAUUGGUUUGGGUGAAUAAUGGGGAUGGAGAGUACUUGCUCCCAUGUGGGUUUGUCAAGUUCAGGGUCCAACAGUCGAAUAUUGAUGGUCAUUUUCGGUUUGAGAAGCUCGUGCCUGAGGGCGAAGACGAUGGAGAGGAAGAAUCGUUUUUGGGAUGGAUUAGAGCUUUGAUUCGAGCAGCUUUGACAGGAGCUGAUGAGGACUACGACAGCAGAACAGCGAGUAGGGUACGGGAGAGUGAGUUGACCGUACACGCAGGCGAUGCAGGAUAUACUGAAACGGAUACGAUGAUCACGUCGGAUACGUUGGAGGGGUGUCUGCGUGGAGCGAGUCGGUGGAUUACAGAAAAUGUGGACGAGGGAUCUCUAGGAAGUGUUCAGAGGGAGGUGAGUGAGCGAUACUUGACAGCGACCGAGGCGCAACUGCAGAGAUUGAGACAGCUGGGGUUUGAUACUGGGAGGUAUAAGCGAUUGACGAGGGGGCAGGCGACAAAUAUCAUCGUGAGGCUGAAUCAUGGUGCUGGAGAGCGGUGGGAGGAACGUGUGGACAGGAUCAGGCGCGUCAAGAAGCGAGAGUAGUGGGAGAGCGCGAAAUUAUGUUUUCUAGCCCGUAUCGCAGCAUGUUUGACAACAAAUAGGAAACAAAAAGGUUCUUUUAGCCGUGUCUUGUCCAUUUGGUUGAAGUGAGAAAUUUCAUGGUCCUGAGAUAAACAAGGAGAUUGAGGGAGAGGAUGUAGCUCUUAAGGACG
Messenger RNA from Gamsiella multidivaricata, 1946 nucleotides. RefSeq lists its product as uncharacterized. Bases 34 to 1776 code for a protein of 580 amino acids. Lineage: Eukaryota; Fungi; Mortierellomycota; Mortierellomycetes; Mortierellales; Mortierellaceae. The transcript has a single exon. The record is from RefSeq and is a predicted model, not a curated record.